AGAGAGAAGAGAGAGAGAGAGAGAGAGAGAGGAAGGUUGAAUGUGCUGCAGAAACGCUUGAGUUCUCGUUUGAUUGUGCAGGAUUCUGAUCCAGAACGAGCGAAAGUUUGACGCAGAAUCAACAUGAGAGAGUUUGUGUCGAGCUGCUGCUUCGUCCUGCUGUGUAUAGGCUGCUCCUCGCAGUUGUCCGUGUCGCCGAGGGAGGCGAACGAGUUUCUCCGCAGACACCGGAGGGCCAACCAGGUGUUCGAGGAGACCAAGCAGGGUCAUCUGGAGAGGGAGUGUGUGGAGGAGAGAUGCACUAAAGAGGAGGCGAGAGAAGUGUUUGAGAAUGACCCUGAGACGGAAUAUUUCUACCCAAAGUAUCAGGCAUGUAUGGAGAAGUUUGGAGACUCUGAGAAGAAGAAACAGGAUCUGAUCACCUGCGUCCACAACAUUCCAGACCAGUGUUCCCCGAACCCCUGCAAUCAUUUCGGGACGGUGCGCUGUGAGGACAAAAAGGGUGAAUUCCAAUGUCAUUGUUUCAUGGGAUGGAGUGGCGUCAGGUGUGAGAAAGAUGUGGACGAGUGUGUGGAGACUCCAGAUGUGUGUGGAUCCGCGCACUGCUCAAACCUCAAUGGGAUCUACGACUGUCUGUGUGAGGAGGGAUUCGUCUAUGACAACAUCACCAAAAGCUGUGUAGACGUGGACGAGUGUGAGUCGGAUGUGUGUGAGGAAGAGUGUGUGAACACGGCAGGAAGUUUCCGCUGCUACUGUGAUGGACGGCAGGGGAAGAGACUGGGACAAGAUCUCAGGAGCUGUGAGUCCAUCAAGCUUCAUCGGCCGCUGGACAUGAGGAGGAACUCGCGCUCACUGUACCUCGGACGCAUGUUUAGUGGGAUUCCUGUGGUCCGGCUGCGCUUCCGCCGCAGGGUCCAGACCGGAUUCAUGGCAGAGUUUGACCUUAGGACCUACGACCCCGAAGGUGUGAUCUUCUUUGCCGGCGGCCACUUGAACAGCUCCUGGAUUGUUCUGGUGAUGCAUCAUGGGAAGCUGGAGCUGCAGCUGAAAUACGGAGCCGUGAGUCGAGUGACCAGCAGUGGACCGCAGGUCAAUGAUGGCCAGUGGCAUAAGAUCUCAGUUGAGGAACAGGGGCGGAGCCUCAUCAUCAAGAUUGACAGGGAGGCGGUGAUGAAGAUCGCAGUGAACGGAGAUCUGUUCACACUGAAUAAAGGCUUACAUGAGCUCAACCUCACGGUGGGCGGCGUUCCCUUCAGAGACGACGGCCUGGUCAGCAGGGUUAACCCUCGACUGGACGGCUGUAUGAAGGACUGGCGCUGGUUAACCGGUGAGGACACGUCUAUUCAGGAAACCAUCCGGCACAACGAGCGCAUGCAGUGUUACGCCAUCGAGGACCACAGCGCCUUCUAUCCCGGGCUCGGAUUCGCCUACUUCAACCACAGCCAUGGUGUGUCAAUGGCUCUGAGUGAACCUACAGAUGGUUUAUAUGUCGAUCUGUUCCUGAUGAUGUUUGUUUGUGCAGAUGUUUCUGUAGUGUCCACUCCAGUGUCAGCCUUCUACACGGGCUGCAUGGACGUGCGGGUCAACGGUCAGCUGCUGGACGUGGACGAGGCCCAACACAAACACAACGACAUCCGCUCUCACUCCUGCCCUCUGGUAGAUGCACAGCAAUAACAGCAGCUGAAACUCCAGCGAAGUGCUUUCCACUGCAGGAGGAGCUUUAAUCUGGAUCCAGUCAAUGGAUCGACAAAGGCCUUAGUAAAGCCAGAUCCCUUGCCACACUCACAUCAUGCACAUAUAGCACAGACCCGCGUAUCAAUGUAUUACUCACAUUAGACCAAUCAAACACAAGCUACUGAGAGUGUGCUGUAAAAUACUGUAACUGUACAUAUGCCACUGUAAAAUGCUUUAGAGGAGGAGGAAUAAAAACACCCAGCUACCAUUAAAGGCCUUCAGGCCUCAAUGUAGGUGCUCAACUUCAUCAUCAUCAUCAUCGAGUAGUUUGAGUUGGAGUUUUUCUAGUCCCUCGUUUGAGUUUGUCUUUUUUAAACUUGUUUUUAUUGUUGAAGUUGUUUUGUAUUUCGUUCAUGUUUGCUCUGUGUGUGUGAGACUGAAAUGCUUGAUGAAAACUAAUAAAGGUGGAUGGUGUUGUUAUGAUGAUGAAUUCUGUCCUUGAAGUCCACAGAUAUUCAGCGGCUCACAGAAACAAAAACCUGAUGAGUAUUACUUUACGCUGAUAUUUUGAGCUGCAAAGGCCAGAAGCGCACGACGCUAGUGCAAAAACACUUAAAUCACAAAAACAUUAAGGCACGACACUACAAGCAAAACCAGUUGUUGUUUGUUGUCUAGUUUGCAUCCAUAACGCGCCUUCUUUCAGA
This is a messenger RNA of Sinocyclocheilus grahami, 2378 nucleotides long. RefSeq names its product growth arrest-specific 6 (gene gas6). NCBI's taxonomy places the organism in Eukaryota, Metazoa, Chordata, Actinopteri, Cypriniformes, Cyprinidae. The record is from RefSeq and is a predicted model, not a curated record. The coding region runs from base 124 to 1674 and encodes 516 amino acids. The transcript is spliced from 12 exons. Gene Ontology annotation, molecular function: calcium ion binding. Gene Ontology annotation, cellular component: extracellular region.